This is a messenger RNA of Notodromas monacha, 3195 nucleotides long. The record is from the annotation of a GenBank genome assembly. NCBI's taxonomy places the organism in Eukaryota, Metazoa, Arthropoda, Ostracoda, Podocopida, Cyprididae.
CAAAAAUACGAAGUGGAAAGAUGUAAAAUUUUCGUAAAUUUCUUCUCGAAAUCCUCGUCCAGAUUUUUUUACGCAGGUUUUUCACUUGCUCAAUCGUUUCAUCUAGCUUUUACGUUAUGGAAUUGGUUACUCAUUUUAGUCCCUGAAAAUUUUUGUUCCCAGUUUUGGGAAAGAUGAAACUUUGGAAGGAUCCCCCCUAUGGCGUUUACCCCCUCUGGCGGUCUUACUUUGCAUCAUAUCCAUUUCCGCAGAGGAUCAACGCAAGGAUGUUGCUUACAGUGGACCUUUUAGCUCCAUAACAUUAGACCAGCUAAAAGAUGGAUUUGAUGUUGAUCCAGGCAUGGAGAAAGAAGUUGGAGAGUUCAUAGCAGAAACAUUAUUUGGUCAAGGAGCAAGUGCUGGGGAUUCCAAGAGUGAAGAAGGGGAAGACAGUGACAAGAAAGAGAAGAAAAGCAAGAAGAAGUCGAAGAAAAGUAAGAAGAAUAAGAAGAAGAAAAAGAAGUCAAAGAAGUCAUUGGCAAGCACAGAGAGUGAUGAGAAACCUAUCCAGAAAAAAUAUGACAUCACUGGCCCAUACACUCCAGUGCCAACUGUAGAAGAAGAUAAACCUGGGUUCAAAAGGUCCAAAGCUUCCAAAGCUGUGAAAUCUCUGAAAUCUGUACCCCAAGAGUCCCCAUCAUCAGCAAAGGAAAAUGAACCUGAAGAAGACUCAGCAUCUCAGACUGACCCUGAAGCAGCAGUCGAAGUGCUUUCAGCCCUAGGAAAAAGCUUUGAAAAGGGUCAAUUGACUGAGCAAGAAUUAUCAGACUUCAUCAAGGGCAUUGACCUAGAAUUUGACAACCCAGCAAUUUUGGGCGAGUUUGCAAAACGCAACAGCCCAUCUGAAGACACCCCCUCACUGAAGCUGGUCAAUGAUGAAAAUGUCCAAAGUGAUUCCUGUCUGGAUGGCAUUGGUUCCAUCAUGUACAGCUUGUUCCAGUUGGCCUUGUGCAUUCUUUUUGCAGUCAUCAUCUUCCAGCUCCUCGCCAGCGUUUCCUGUGUUGAUUGGAAAGAAUUGUUCAACAUGUGCUCUGUCAACGAGUACAUGAAUGAAACUAUGAAUCCAAAGCCGCAACCGAGACCAGCGCCAUGUUUCUUUGACAAACUGCCCACUGCUUGUGACUUGAUCAAUCUUCCCUGCAAAAUGUUUGGCUGCAAAGGGGGAGGAGGAAUCAGCAUUUGCGACUUUCUGCCAUCUGGUGGCAGGGUGCCGAAAAAGUCCAAUAAGGAAGAUGACGAAUGCGCAGGGUUCAUGCAGAACUUGUGCCAAAAUAUUUGCACUAGUCCUUCCCAGCCUGCGGACGGAGGUGGGAGAAGUGGGAAAGUUGAUGGGGCACCAGCAGGAACUACGGAUGACGAAGAAGCAUUUGAGGACGAUGACGGUUUCAUGUUCAAUACACGUCAGUCUCGCUCUGUGACAGACCCCAACGCUCUGUACAUGUCAGUGAGGCACCAACGAGGCGGCCAUGCUGGUUCUCCUGUGCGCCAGCAACGAAAAGAUCCAAGAGACCAGCAACCGUACGCUGGCGGAAGACGCGCCAUCUACCGAAACAAUACGCCUCUCAUUGACGACUACACAGACGACCAAGAUGACCAGGAUGUGGAUCCGGAACCGGAUGCAGAUUACGGAACCGGAGGAUUCACGACUCCUUUUGUCGGCCGAGAUGAUGAUGGCUAUGAAGACAGUGCUGCUAGUGUUGAUGCCUAUGCGUCCACAACAGCGGGAAUCGCUAUGCAUGGACAUGUUCGGUCUCAACGGAGGACAGGAAGUAGUGACACCUUGAUCAGGAAGUGGAAUGAGAACAGAGAGUACUUGAACCCUCCCAUCAAUGUGUUCAUGCCAUCAUCAACUGCCCAGCAAGUCUUGGUUAGGCAAGCACUCAUGAAAGGACAGGCCUUAGGAGUGGAAGAAAUGUCACCUGAGGAUCUGGCAAUCUUGGAACAAAUAAAUGCCAUUGACUUCCACUUCAAUGAACCUUCUUUUGAGAAUGUGGUGGAGGCUCUUCCACAACAAGACUCUCCAGACAUUGAACCAUCUUUCUAUUGGACUUCACCACCUAAAGGAUUGGAAGUGCUGCCCAUUCUUCCUCCAGAUCCUCCACCAGGCCCCUUCUCAUCAAAGUCAGAUAUUGCUGCUCCUAAUGUUGCUGAGAUGCUCAAUGGAUGUGCAAUGCUGGAAGGGUGUGGAGGAGGAAGCACAUCCAGAAGGUCAUCACAAAGCUGCCAACCAGGUUUUGACCUAUGUGACUAUUUUCCCAAGGAGGCCACUCAGGAUGGGUCUGACUGUGACCCCAUGGCCAUAAACAUCUGUGAUUUCACAUGCAAGGAUGGUCCAGCAGCACAACAGACCUCUCAACAGCAACCCAGGACUCAACCCCAAGCUUCUGCCCCUUACCUGAGCUCCCAACAACAAUCCAAUAGGCAAUCUGAGGGAGGGACAGGAGUAGAAGAUGAGCCAGAAGAAAUUGUGGAUGAGUUCCUCAGGUCAAAGUUCAUGUCAAGGCAGAGCAUGGAAAUGACCAACCAGUUCUAUCAGCAGCACCCAUGGAAUCGCCCAGAGAACCCAGUCAGGGUCAGAGAUGACCGCGAACAGGUGGCUCCAUCUGGGAAACCUUCAUCAAACUGGGCUGCACCUUACCCACCAGGAAGCACUGGUAAUGUGGUGCACUUCACUGCUGCAGCACCAGAGCCACCAAUGAUGCCCAGAGGCAACCAGUCUUUGCCUUUCCCCCAGCCCAACUACCCCAACAAUUUCAGGGCACUCAGAAAUGGCCCUGGCACUCUUGACCAAAGACCAGCAUCAAUCCUGAGAGCUCCAUCUCAAAAUCAACCACAACAGUUCCACCAGCACCCUCAGGCUCAACAACAACAACAACAUCAACAGCAGCAGCAGUUCCACCAUCCAACUGGUCCCCAGUUUCAGCAACCCAUGAAUCCUCAACAGGGGUAUUUUCACCCCCAGCAGCAACCCAUGAACCCCCAUGGUGGCUAUUUCAACCCCCAGCAGCAACAACAGCAGCAGCAGCCAAGUGCACAGCUUCCACCAAGAGGAUACUACAAUCCUUCACAGGCACCAAGGCAUAACUGAAAACAUGUUAGCACUGAUUUUAUUGUCCAAAUGUGUGAUUGAAUAAGAAAGAAAUGUGGCUUAGACAA